Cygnus atratus (black swan) is the source of this 1033-nucleotide messenger RNA. RefSeq names its product calcium homeostasis modulator 1 (gene CALHM1). The record is from RefSeq and is a predicted model, not a curated record. Gene Ontology annotation, molecular function: monoatomic cation channel activity. The transcript has 2 exons. The coding region runs from base 1 to 1029 and encodes 342 amino acids. NCBI's taxonomy places the organism in Eukaryota, Metazoa, Chordata, Aves, Anseriformes, Anatidae.
AUGGACAAGUUUCGGAUGAUCUUCCAGUUCCUCCAGUCCAACCAGGAGUCCUUCAUGAACGGCAUCUGUGGGAUCAUGGCCCUCGCCAGCGCCCAACUGUACUCAGCCUUCGACUUCAACUGCCCCUGCCUGCCACGCUACAACCUGGCCUAUGGGCUGGGCGUCCUCCUGGUGCCCCCCCUCAUCCUGUUCCUGCUGGGCUUCGUGCUGAACAACAACGUGUCCAUGCUGGCGGAGGAGUGGAGGCGGCCCCGGGGCCGGCGGGGGAAGGAUGCGGCCGUGCUGCGCUACAUGUUCUGCUCCAUGGCGCAGCGCGCCAUGAUUGCCCCGGCUGUCUGGGUGUCGGUGACGCUGCUGGAUGGGAAGUGCAUCACGUGCGCCUUCUGCACCGCGCUGCCCGUGGGGGCCCUGGGCAACGCCAGCCACCCCGGGCUCUCCCAGGGGGAGGUGAAGCGGGUCCUGGCCCGCAUCCCCUGCAAGGAGAUCUACGAUGGGCAGGAGCUCGUCGCCAACGAAGUGGCCGUCAGGUACCUGCGGUGCAUCUCGCAGGCCCUGGGCUGGUGCUUCAUGCUGCUGAUGACCACACUGGCUUUCUUGGUCAGAUCCCUCCGGCCCUGCUUCACCCAAGCCGCCUUCCUGAAGAGCAGGUACUGGUCCCACUACAUCGACAUCGAGCGCAAGCUGUUCGACGAGACCUGCACCGAGCAUGCCAGGAGCUUUGCCAAGGUCUGCAUCCAGCAGUUCUUCCAGGGCAUGAGCACGGACAUGGAGACUGCUCACUGCCACCUGCCCAAAAAAAAACCCACAGAUGAUGGGGAAGCUUCCGAGAAGCUCUUGGGCAUCACUGACCAGGGUACCAUGAACACGGCCCUGAAAAGCUGGCACAGGUGUAAGCCCCCGUUGCACCUCCACCCAGAUGCCCCCCCCCGUGGCAACGGCUGGGCUGGGGAAGGGCAGCCCCCACUGCGGCCCCCCCCACAGCCCCCGGCACCUCGGAAGGAAAUGGCUGCCUACUACAGCCGGGUGUGAGCAG